Paraphaeosphaeria sporulosa is the source of this 1169-nucleotide messenger RNA. RefSeq lists its product as uncharacterized. Lineage: Eukaryota; Fungi; Ascomycota; Dothideomycetes; Pleosporales; Didymosphaeriaceae. Bases 104 to 1132 code for a protein of 342 amino acids. The record is from RefSeq and is a predicted model, not a curated record. The transcript is spliced from 6 exons.
CACUGCACUCCUGGAGAUAGUUCCGCUUCCUCAUCUCUCGGAGCAAUUCUUCUACGUGCUUGUAUUCGUCCAUCGGACCUGUCCACUGGAAGGCGAUCGCAGCAUGUCGCGGAGGAACGAUACUUUCAUCUCGCUAGGAGAAAAGAAGCAGCUCUGCCAUGCCCAAGACGCGAACGAAGAUUGGACGGGCAAGGCAUCAGCAAAAGAGAGGAGGAAGUUGCAGAAUAGAUUACAUCAAAGAGCAUGGAGACGACGCAAAGCCCAAGAGGCUACCCACCAUCCUCCAGACCCACACCCAUCCAAUGAACCCCAAUCCCUCACCGACGCAUUCAUCCGAGCAUCCGCAGCCUUUCUUCCCCCUCCACCCAAGGAUUCAACCCCCACAUCUUUCACAAACUCAAUCCAAGAUCUUAUGCGUAGCGGCGUCUACGCUACCCCUCCCUUCCUCUCUUUGCUCCACUAUAACCUUAACAAGCCCUCGCUUCCCUGGCCUACAUGCGCCGAACCGCACAAACCCAUGCUCUUCACCCCCAUAAUACCCUACCUCGACGCCUCCGGCAAAGACAUUAGCUUCACCACAGACAAAGAGGCCUAUCCCCCGUUCCACCCCUCUCUCUUCCCCCUCACGCCAGACCACUACCUCAUCACGCUCAUCCAAUACAACACCCUCCGUGGCGUCCUCACCAACCUCCUCCUCGUACGCAUCCACCUCGACCCAGAGUGCCAAAACGCGCUCCGCAUCCCGCUCCUCCACACACCCCCCUCAACGCCUCCACCCACCUUCCGCCUGACCCCCAUCCAGAAGUCCAUAAAGCACGACGGCUGGAUCGACUCAGUCCCCUGCCCCACACUGCGCGACAACCUCAUCCUCGCCUCCGCCUCCUCGCCCCCAACACUCAACCAGGACGAAAUGUGCGACGACAUCUGCGGCGGGCUGUACGACGGCUUCGACCACGUCGAGUCGCGCGGCCUGCUGGUCUGGGGCGAUCCGUGGCUGGUCCGCAGCUGGGAGAUCUCUCCCGGGUUCGCGAAGAAGUGGGCGUUCCUUCUCGCGGGGUGUGGGGAGAUGGUGAGCGCGACGAACACGUGGCGGGAGAGUAGAGGGGAGGAGCCGCUUGUUGUGGAAGUCUGAGUUGGAGCUGGGGUGUAGCGGUGUCGUAUUACGAUAC